AUGUUUUCUUCUCCCGUAGGGCGCUCUCCUGCUGCUAUAUCGGAUACUUCUCCACCAGAAACCCCCACAGCUGAUUCAUCACAGCAGCAGGAGCAGCAACAGCAGCAACAGCAGCAGCAGCAGCAGCAGCGGGCAGUGCUGCGCUGCGGCGACGCCUGGAGGGGCCUCUAUCGCCCUACUAUUUAUCCAGGGAGAGGGGAGUUUACAGAGAGAGACAUCAAAGAUAUUUGCUGCACCUUCUUGCUGCUGCUGUGUCGCCAAAUCAUUGCUGCUCGCAGCAGCAACAGCAACAGCAGCAGCAGCAGCAGCAGCAACGGAAAUGGCAGCAGCAGCAGCAGCAUCCUGCAGGGGAAUCUCUGCUUCGAUGGCUCUGCCUCAUCCCUUCCUGCAGCUCCCUCCCCUGUGUCCCAGCAGCAGCAGCAGCAACAACAACAACAGCAGCAGCAGGAACAGCAUGAAGAGCAACAGCAGCAGAAGAGUUUGCUGCCAGCAGAGGGAACCCUUGAAUUAUUUUUAUCUGUUGCUGCUGCUCGUGGUGCAUGCAGCCUAUCGAGGCCAAUUCCUCUAGAGGAUGCAAAUGAUGUAUUCGCCUUCCUAACUACUGUCUGGGAGACAUUAUUUCUGGAGGAGGAAUUGUUUACUGCAGCAGCAGCAACAGCAGCAGCAGCAGCAGCAGAUGAGGAGGGUAUUGAUAUUAAUCAGCCAGCAGCAAAAGCAUUUACAAGAGAUUAUAAGGCUAUAGAGGAUAGCAGCAGCAAACUUGCUGCUGCUGCUGCUGCUGCUGCUGCUGCAGUACCCCUAUCCCCACAAGAACAAAUCCUUGUGCAGAGGAGAGUGGCAAUUUGCUGCUAA
Messenger RNA from Eimeria maxima, 852 nucleotides. RefSeq lists its product as hypothetical. The transcript is spliced from 3 exons. The record is from RefSeq and is a predicted model, not a curated record. The coding region runs from base 1 to 852 and encodes 283 amino acids. NCBI's taxonomy places the organism in Eukaryota, Apicomplexa, Conoidasida, Eucoccidiorida, Eimeriidae.